AGGUCAAUCCAUCCUCUCUCGAUCGUCAUCACAUAUAUCGCAGCUCCAAAUCCAACAAUUAAUUGCCAUCGGAAUGUACCGUGGAAGCAGCUCAAAUCCUUCUGGCGGUAAGUCUGCAGCGAGGAGGCUCGUGGAGUAUGGCAGGACCUACGUGGUGAGGCCGAAGGGGAGACACCAGGCCACCAUCGUCUGGCUCCAUGGGUUAGGCGACAACGGAUUAAGCUGGUCCCAGCUUCUGGAAUCACUUCCUCUGCCAAAUAUUAAGUGGAUAUGUCCGACUGCUCCUACAAGACCUGUAUCCAUGUUCGGUGGAUUUGCCUGCACAGCAUGGUUUGAUGUUACGGAAAUCAAAGAGGAUGGCCCUGAUGAUGUUGAUGGACUGGAUGCUUCGGCUGCACACAUUGCAAAUCUUUUGUCUUCUGAGCCAUCUGAUGUGAAACUCGGGAUCGGUGGAUUCAGUAUGGGUGCUGCCACUGCCUUGUACUCUGCAGCAUGCUUUGCACACGGCAAGUAUGGAAAUGGCAGCCCCUACCACCCCAUCAACCUCAGUGUAACUGUCAGUCUCAGCGGGUGGCUUCCAUGUUGCAGGACUCUGAAAACAAAGGUCGAAAGUUCACAUGAUGCGGGGAGGAGAGCUGCUUCCAUGCCAGUCUUGCUCUGCCAUGGAAGAGGGGAUGGAGUCGUUUCCUACAAGCUCGGAGAAAGAUCUGCAGAGAUUCUAAGAAUCUCUGGGUUCAGAAAUCUCAUGUUUAAGACCUUUAAUGCGCUCGAACACUACACUGUACCUGAUGAGAUGGAUGCUGUCUGCAAGUGGCUUACGGCGAGGCUGCGGCUCGAGGGGCCUCGCACUUAAACGAGAGGAGGAGAAAUGGACUAUAGUAUAGUAGACACAUCAUAUUUCUUCUAUGGUUGUGAAUGAUAUCGCUUACUUAGCAAGUCUUGUUGCUUUAGCUUUGGCUUUGGCAGUGUAUUAAUGGAUACGUGAUUGUAUGGUUGUGUAUGCAUCUUCCUUCACCAGCGAAUGACCUUCGUUAUGUUGCUGUGGCUUAGC
Molecule: messenger RNA, 1051 nt
Organism: Zingiber officinale
Lineage: Eukaryota; Viridiplantae; Streptophyta; Magnoliopsida; Zingiberales; Zingiberaceae
Product: acyl-protein thioesterase 2-like
Exons: 9
Coding region: 74-853 (259 amino acids)
Molecular function (GO): hydrolase activity
Source: RefSeq, a predicted model, not a curated record